Messenger RNA from Magallana angulata, 6290 nucleotides. RefSeq lists its product as uncharacterized. NCBI's taxonomy places the organism in Eukaryota, Metazoa, Mollusca, Bivalvia, Ostreida, Ostreidae. Bases 16 to 5769 code for a protein of 1917 amino acids. The record is from RefSeq and is a predicted model, not a curated record. Gene Ontology annotation, cellular component: integrator complex. Gene Ontology annotation, biological process: snRNA processing. The transcript is spliced from 39 exons.
AUAACUGAUUCAACAAUGAUUCAACACAAUCAUAUGCACCAAGACAAGAUUCUAAAUCGCUUUUGCUACUUACAGUCCUGUCUGUCAGGAAACCCAAGCAAACCAUGCUUCAUCCUUCACUUCAAGGGUGUGACAUUGAUGUUGGACUGUGGACUAGAUAUUUCACAGGUUCUGAAAUUUCUACCAUUAUCAGUGGUUCCAAAGUCAGAUAAUUAUGAUAAAAAGUGGAAUCACAGUGAUAAAGAAAAGGACAAAAUAUUGGGGGAUGAACUAAAAGAGGUAGCAGGAUCUGUUUUUGUAGAUGGGUCGCUAGAGUUCUGUGCUCCUGAGUUUGGCAUGACAACAUUGUCUGAGGUGGAUGCAAUUUUAUUGUCCAAUCACAAUACAAUGCUAGCCUUGCCAUAUGUUACAGAGUAUUCAGGGUUCAAAGGAACUGUAUACUGUACAGAACCCACUCAACAAAUUGGCAGACAGUACAUGGAAGAAUUGGUGACUUAUGUAGAAAGGAAUCCAAGAAAUAAGAAGUGUUCCAAGUGGAAAUCUGACGCAAUCCUCUCAUCUUUACCCACAUUUCUAAGGGAGGCAAUUCGACCAACUGCUUGGCGCGAGUGUUACACUAAACAUGAUAUACAGGCCUGUCUCUCCAGGGUCCAGACUGUGGGAUACAAUGAGAAAAGAAAUAUAUAUGGAGCUCUGAUAAUCACUGCCUGUAGCUCUGGCUAUAGUAUUGGGAGUUGUAACUGGACAAUCAAGUCUCCAUACCAAAAGAUCUGUUAUAUAUCUGGAACCUCAACUUUGACAACUCAUCCAAAGCCAAUGGACACAGAACCAUUGCGACAGAGUGAUCUUAUUAUCGUCAGCUCAAUGACAAAAACACCAGGGUACAAUCCAGAUCAGAUGAUUGGAGAAUUCUGCAUGAAUACAGUGGUGACCAUUAAGAAUGGAGGUAAUGUCCUUGUACCAUGUUACCCCUCAGGAAUGAUCUUUGACCUCUUUGAAUGUUUAAGCAGCCACCUUGACAGCUGUGGACUGACCACCGUUCCUUUGUACUUCCUGUCGCCAGUGUCCGAUAGCUCAUUGGCUUACUCCAAUAUUUAUGCAGAAUGGUUGUCAGGAUCAAAACAAUCCAGGGUUUAUCUGCCAGAGCCACCAUUUCCUCAUGCAGAGCUUGUAUCCAUUGGCAGGCUGAGACAGUACUUGAAUAUUCAUGAUGGUCUACAGAAUGAUUUUAAAUCGCCUUGUAUUGUUUUUGCUGGUCACCCUUCACUGAGGAUGGGGGAUGUUGUUCACUUUAUAGAACUGUGGGGAAAAUCCACCGGCAACACAAUACUUUUCACAGAGCCUGAUUUUCCAUAUCUAGAAGCAUUAGCACCAUUUCAACCUCUUCAGAUGAAGGUGUGUUACUGUCCAAUUGACACAGGCUUGAGUUUUUCCCAAGCAAACAAACUGAUGAGAGAUCUGAAACCAGGACAUCUGGUUGUAGCGGAGUCGUAUGUUCAACCUCCUUCAAACUUAUCCCACAAAACAGACAUGGUUGUUGAUUAUGACCCACCACCACUUACUUAUAAGAGAGGAGAGAUUCUAACACUGCCCAUAAAGAGACAGUUUGAAACUGUUGAAAUCACCCCAAACCUUGCCAAGAAUGUCAGUCCUGUAGAAGUCAAACCAGGCUGUAUGGUAUCCAUGGUUACAGCUGCCCUGAACAUAAAGGACAACAAAUAUACAUUAGAGCUGUUACCUGAUGGACAUUUAUCUGGGAAGAAGAGGCGAGCAGAUGGCAGCCUUAUCCGUGAGAAGUCCUACAUCUGGGGCAGUCUCAACAUUCAGUCCUUUGUCGAUGCACUCACCAGGCAAGGUAUAACAGACAUUAAAGUUGAAGACACAGAGGACGGAUCAAUCAUAGAUCUGUGCUCAAUAAAGAUGGAGAAGCUAGAGGCAAGUGUUAUGAUAGAGCAUAUAGAAUCAGACAAGUCGGGAAAUCAAACAGAUUCACAAGAUGGAGGUCUCUCCCAGAAAUCAGAAUGUAGGAGAUCCACUCAAGAAAAGCUUGUAAAAAUCAAUGUACCUCUUCCAAAUUUAAACCAUCAACAGAUUGAUACUGGAGCGACACACCUAUUGAUUUUAGCUGACACCAGUGGCUCAAUGAGUGGGAACCCCAUCACACAGGUGAAGUCUGCCCUCAAAGAUAUAUUGGAUGGAGCACUAGAUCAGCCCAGCAUGGUCACAAAUUUAAUCUUGUUUAACAACGAAGCUUGUACUGUGAAUCUAGACAGAACAAAUUAUUUGAGUCAAGUUGAAAAGAUUAAAUCAGGUGGAGGAACUAAUUUUUCAGCUGCUUUUGAACAUGUUGGAAAUGAAAUGAGGAAAGUCAGAAAGAAAACAGAUAAAAAAAUUGAGAAAACUGUUAUUGUUUUCUUGACUGAUGGAGUUGAUGCUAGACUCUAUGGAACAAAAACAGUGGAGCAAAAGUGGUUCCAGUCUCUGAUGGCCAGUGUUGAAAAUAGUGCAGGAAGAAGUUCAAUCACAAUUCAUGCUGUUGGAUUUUCAAAAGAACACCACUAUGAGUUCCUCAAGAAAUUGACAGAACAAGGAACCGGGGAGGGCAUGUUCCGCUAUUGUGAGCCCGGUGAUGGACCCACUGUCCUAAGGGACAAACUCCAGGAACUCUUCGACUUUGUGCUCAGCAAUGCUACCUCAUCAAUGAAUGUGAUGGUUUCUAUAUCUGGUACUAACCAGAUUUUAGAAGGAGGAACAGCUAAAAACUCAGCCAUAUAUUCAGGGGAGAUAACUAAAGAUGAAGAAUUAGGAAAGUCAGAACUGGGAGUUGAUUUAUGGAUGCUUAUCAGUGACCCUGAUCCCACAAAUCUCUCCGUAGCGGUGGAAAUGACAAUAAUGAACAAGCAAGGAAAGCCAGAAAAAACCUUUGUUCCAUGUGAAGUUACCACAACCCAGAGACAAAUUGUCAGAGCUGAAGAGAAGGUUGUGUGGAAUCUGAAAGUGUUACAGAGAAACAGUGAUGUUCUGUUGGCAGACAUUGGGAAAGCCAUCUGUGAGAAAAAUGUGAAAGAAAACUUGUCGAGUAGAGUUGAUAAGCUACAGGAUAGGUUGUCCCAGGUGCCACUGUUCAGAAAGGAAUUUAAUAAAGAGCUGAGAGAGAUUCUCAAGGGACAUUUGGACGACAUCAAGAAAAAGAUUGAUCAGAUGAGAAAUGUCCUGGCUGAGUUUGCUCGAGGAAAUACUCAAUCUGUUCAGAUGUUGGCUCGAGCCCAUGACAUGAGAUAUCAAGCAAAGUUUUCAAAGUCUCGGAGACAGAGAAUUUUGGAUAAGCGAGUGGCAAAGAACAUGCCUCAUUUACAAUCCGCCCAGGCCCAGCUGGAUCAGAUACAGUUAGAUAGAGAGGAAAUCCAACGGAUGUCGAGGUCGUCCACCGAUUUCUUUGUCUGCACCCUAUCUCUGAACAAUAUCAAGGACAUUCUGUUGGAUAGUGACAAGGAUGAUGCUAUCGGGUUUGGUUUGGCCGUGCGCAGACAAGAACAUGUACUGGAUGCUCCUACUUUGGUAGAACUUCAUUCAGUAAGUGGGACACUAGUGAGCAGAUGUGCUAUGUUGGAUGCUCUUGAGUACAAGAUCAACUGUGAAGGACAGCUGAGAGCUCACGGUGGAUUUGAUUUCAGCCAGCCACUAGGUGUCACCACUAUUGGUCAGUCCCGGGAACCAAUCAAUGCCUGGCUCCCUCUGUACUGCACCAAGCAGCACUGGGAAAGGGUCAAGGUAUUGCUGAAGCCUUCUCUUGGUUACUUCUGUACUUUGGAUCCUCUGGGUUACGAUUUCCAGCAGAUGGACGUUAUGUUCAUGAUCUUGGGGUCGAUGGUUGGGGAGCUUUCUGAUACAAAGUCCAAUGACCAGCAACUGAAGAUGAUUUUCUGCUUCCUUCGAACUUGCCAAGCUUGUGUACAAGAGUUUUCCUUGGAGAACAAACUUACAGAGGCUGUCAGAUUGUUCCUUACCUCCCCAGAAGACAGAUUCAAACACAAACUGCCAAACCUGUACACUAUGAUUGGAUAUGUUCUAUCACUGCCUGCUAAUACUAUCACACAAAUACUAGAUGGAGAGGAGAACUUGAGGAAAUUCUGGCUUGCUAUGGUUACAGAGUGCUUAAGGAGAGCAGCAUCUAGAAAUCUGAGAGAAAUCAACUCCAACAUUAGCCAUGGGUUGAUUGAUCUUAUUUUACAUGGAAAGAAAGAAAAGGACCUUUUGGAGGAGUCUCCAGCCCUAACGGAACUUGUGAAACUUAUGUUGACUGAAUCUAACAAUAAAGACCUACCACUUACAAAAGUGUUUGAUCCCCGGGAAGGCCUGACUAUUGAUGACAGCAUGACAAAGAAAUAUGAUGAAAAGCUGGAUCAGGCCCUGGAAGUCUGGGCCCAAGCAGAACUGGAUAUAAUCAGGAACAAGAACCAGGCAAGCAAAGUGAAUGCAGCUAGAAAAGCAGUGGAGAAAUGGCAGCAUGAAGGACGGGCAGCGGUAGUGGUGGAUCCAACAGCUGAAACAGAGAGUGGGGUGGAUGAUCCAUGUUCACUGACUCAGUCAAAGUUACAGCACCUGGCAAUGAUGUUACAGAUUUUCUCCAAUCAAGCCAAGCCAAAUAUACAGAGCUUCCUGGGCUGUAUGGCAUUUAUUAAGAUGUGGCUGGGACAGUCCUUGGACAUUGAUGAAAUGGACAAAAAUGAUGGACUUCCUCCAGAGAAGUGGAUUGUGAUGGCCAAGGAAGCUGUGAAAAGGGUGUACAGCUGUGCAAAUGAUCAAUUAAAACGGUUUCUGUAUACUGAUAAAGACAAAGAGGAGGAUACGCUAGUGGUUCAAGGAAGUGUGAAUGAUGAAGUUUCAUUAGUCUCUAACUCAGAGGAGACUCAGACUGCUCAGUGUAACCAGUCAAAAGAUAAAAGUCAAGGUCAGAAUGUCAAUGAAGAUAAUGAUGAUGUUGAUGAUGAUGAUAAUGAUGGUGAAAGUGAUGAUGAAAGUGAUGAUUUGAAUGAAGAUAUGGAUGAUUAUUACCUUGCAUCAAAACCUAGAAAGAUUGUAAAGGAUGUGAAAAAGCAUAUUUCUCUGCCUGUGAUAUUGACCUUGAUUGACCCUGACCUAGAUGUCAUGCAGUUGACACGAUUACUGAUGUGUCAAAUUAUCCUCUGUCAUAGCAACAGCAAAGCAAGAGCAGCUGUAUCAAGCAAGCUGUAUAUUGAUUUUGCCUUAAAAGUUGAUUAUAAAGAAGAGCUCAGAAAACUAGAUUCACUUCUAAUAAAAAUGAGAGAAGAAGCCAUAAAGGAUGUAAUGGAAUCCGUACAAAAUAUGAGAGCCAACUACUGUAUGCUGCAUACUCCUUCCAUGUGGUCAUUUAUAGGUUAUUUGAUGUGUACAUACAAGGAGAGAGGCCAGGGAUUCAGUGACUUAGUCUCCACCAUUGUGGAUGACAACUGUCAGGAGACUUAUCCACUUCUGUCGGACAAAGUCAGAGUUAUGUUCCUUGGAAAAUAUAAUGACCAUGCUGUUCUGGCCAAAGGAAAUGUAUGGAUCCCUGAUGCUAAAUUGUCGAAGAAAUUUGCUACUGCUCUAGGAGAAGAGGUUUGGAAUGAUAUCGAGAUAUCUGUCCGGUCCUGUGUUCAGCUCCAUGUUUACCGUGAAUCUGACAUCCCAAACAGACACGGCCAUUGUAACUCUAAUCCUUAUAUUCCUAAUGAAUUAAGGAAAAAACUAGGAAUGCCACUGCUUUGAUAGUGCUAUCAUGUAGUCACAGUAUACCAAGUGCUGUAUGUAUCUUUAACCUAUAUCUACAUCUAGUUGCAGAGAGUUUGGCAAUGCUCUUGCAAUAAGGACUUUUUUAUGGCAGGCUGGUGCAAGUAAUAUUCUUUGUUGAUGAUAUUGAUAGGGACUGUGUUAAUUUGAACAUAUUUCAUUGUUAGCAUACGAUAUACGUAUAUAAGAUACAUACUGUGAAAUCAUUAGAAUUCAAGGUGGCUCAAUUUUCGUGGUAUUUGUGGGUAGCCCUCAGCCACGAAUUUAUACUGUCUACGAAAACUAAUUAUAAAAGAUUUAUAGUUUUCCUACUGAAACUGAAAACCGACACAUCCACGAAAUUACAUCCCCACGAAUAACCAAAAAACCCACAACCCACGAAAAUUGGCCCCCACGAAAUUAAAUGAUUCCACAGUAUACACAUGGUUUGGACACAAGUUCUGACAACUUACUAGGUCUUUAGGGCUAUGUAUCAUUAAAGAGAAAAGUACCAUGACAAU